Molecule: messenger RNA, 1419 nt
Organism: Gossypium arboreum
Lineage: Eukaryota; Viridiplantae; Streptophyta; Magnoliopsida; Malvales; Malvaceae
Product: F-box protein At1g80960-like
Exons: 3
Coding region: 1-1419 (472 amino acids)
Molecular function (GO): protein binding
Source: RefSeq, a predicted model, not a curated record
AUGGCAUUAGAAGAUAAGAUUAGUGCAUUGCCAGAUGAUAUCCUGUUAACCAUUUUAUCACUCUUGACAUUGAAACAAGCAGUUGCCACCAGCAUCCUCUCUCAAAGAUGGCGAUAUUUAUGGACAUCGCUCCACACGCUCAACUUUAGAUAUGAAGAAAUCUUGCAUCGCAAUGACGGUGACACAGAUAAUGAAUGGGGCUGUAAAAUAUAUGGAGCUAAUUACAUGGAAAGAUUCAAGCAAGUGGUUAACCAAGUACUUAGAUCUCACAAAGCUCUAAAACUGCAUGACUUUGGCAUUCAUUAUCCAUUAGAUGCAAGCUGUGGUGAUCUUAUUGAUAUUUGGGUUGCUUUUGCAAUUGCAUUUAAGGUUUCCAAGCUUGAAUUGAACUUUUCGACCAAUCAAGUCCCAAUUUGGGUAUGUUCAUUCAAGAAUUACUCCUUCCCGCUUGAUCUCUUCGAUAAAACGAAGACGAUUGAGCCUUAUUUGGUACAAUUGGAUCGUGUUUUCUCCGUUUGUGCACCGCCUUUGAAUGUUGAUAAUGGUUUCGAGUGUUUUAGAGAGCUCUUCUUGAAAUCUGUAGAUCUUACGGACGAACAGUUUGAAACCAUUUUAUCAAGCUGCACAUUUCUUGAGUGCCUACAUGUGCUUUACAGUAGCAGGCUAGUGAAUGUGAAGCAUGCUGUUCCUCACAUGAAGUUGAAAUCCUUGGAGAUGUAUAGAUGUUUUCAGUUGAAGAAAUUGGAAAUAUUUGCUCCAAAUCUAGUUUCAUUCAAGUAUUUAGGGCCUAAGAUAAACAUUAGUGUAAAGGAUGCUAAACAGCUUGUUCAUGCAUGCAUGCGUUCCAAUUGGGAAACUUGGGAGUUUUCUAGACCAAAUCCUUUGAGUUUGCCCAAUAUGCAAAGGGGAGAUUUUGUUUUUGGCCAAUUUGCUGCAUACCUUCCUCAAAUAGAGCAUUUGGUGAUGGAUGCUAGUUCUUUUGGGGGAAAAAAAGUAUUAGACAAUGGCCCUUUGCUCUACAAUCUAAGGCAUCUAUCAUUGUCAAGUUUGAAUUAUGCCCAUGGUCCCUUCGGGAUGUUAGAUUGCUAUGAAAUGCUUGCAUCCUUUGUUAAGUUUGAACUAUAUCCUCUACAAGAUCCAAAACUGAGAAGAAUCGCUGUAUCUCCACACAACUAUUUGAAGGAGGUUUUGGUUUCUGGUUUUUAUGGCAAUAAGCUGGUUGUGGACUUGAUCAUGGUUGUUUUCGACUUUGCCAUUGAACUCGAAAAGAUUGAGAUUUCAACAGCUUAUUUAGGUGACCCUUCCAAGUGCACUAUCUCGUUAAAACCAGAUGAUGAUUUUCUUGUUAGAAAAAGCAUUGAGCGGCUGCAUGAAAGAAUGCCUGCAAAAGCUCAAUUGUACAUUCUUGAUGGUCUUUGA